Molecule: messenger RNA, 1158 nt
Organism: Tribolium castaneum (red flour beetle)
Lineage: Eukaryota; Metazoa; Arthropoda; Insecta; Coleoptera; Tenebrionidae
Product: solute carrier family 25 member 32
Exons: 1
Coding region: 107-1024 (305 amino acids)
Biological process (GO): nucleotide transport; folate import into mitochondrion
Cellular component (GO): mitochondrion
Molecular function (GO): FAD transmembrane transporter activity; folic acid transmembrane transporter activity
Source: RefSeq, a predicted model, not a curated record
UUUAUCACAUGCGCGAUUGUAACAAAACGUCAAUAAAUUCAGAUGUGUCCCUAACCUCCAAAUUCUAAUCAGAUAAGUUAAAAUUGUGCAAUGACCGCUCGUAAAAAUGAGCGUGGUGACCAAAACGGCCCUCGACACCGACGUCAGCAUCCUCAACCACAUCAAAUAUGAGCACUUCGUCGCGGGGAUAAGUGGCGGCGUCACCUCAACCCUGAUUCUGCACCCCCUUGACGUUAUCAAGAUUCGGUUCGCCGUCCACGAUGGCAGGCUCCAAACCACGCCAAGGUACUCGGGGAUUUGGAACGCAUUCACGACGAUUUUUCGCCAAGAGGGGCCGCGCGGGCUCUACCGAGGGGUUGUCCCCAACGUUUGGGGGGCUGGCAGCUCAUGGGGGCUCUAUUUCCUGUUUUACACGACUAUCAAGACCAAAAUACAGAAGGGGAACGCCAAUACGGCCUUGAGCCCCGGCCAACAUCUCCUAGCGGCGUCAGAGGCCGGCGUUAUGACUUUGUUUCUGACGAAUCCGUUGUGGGUCGUAAAGACGAGGCUGUGUUUGCAAUAUGGGGGUUCUAGUCAGCAGUACAAGGGGAUGGUCGAUGCUUUGGUUAAGAUCUAUCGCGCGGACGGCGUUAGGGGUUAUUACAAAGGGUUGGUUCCUGGAAUUUUCGGGGUCUCUCAUGGGGCUGUCCAGUUUAUGGUGUACGAGCAGUUGAAAAAUGAGUACACGAAACACUACAAUGUGCCCAUUUCAACGAAGCUUGACACAGUUCAGUAUCUCUCAUUUGCAGCUUUGUCUAAAUUUAUCGCAGCGGGGGUGACUUAUCCAUAUCAGGUGGUAAGGGCGAGAUUGCAAAAUCAACAUUACUCGUACAAAGGGUCGUUUGACUGUAUAACACAGACGUGGAAAUAUGAGGGUUGGAGAGGGUUUUAUAAAGGUUUAGGGACGAAUUUGUUAAGGGUUACCCCUGCCACUAUGAUCACGUUUGUCACAUACGAAAAUGUGUCUCACUUUCUCAUGAAAUAAUUAAAAUCAUAGUUAAUUAUUCUAGAGGUUGUUGUUAUUUUUUAUUGUUUUAGGAGUUAGGCCUGUUAUUUGUGAUGUAAUUUUAUUUAUUGUAUAUACCGUUGCAUCAAAAUAAACACUUACCAAACGCUCCA